UAUAAUACCUUUCCUUUGUUUCUUUGUUAUUUAAAGUUUCUAUUCUCCGUCACGUCGCGUCGCUCGUUUCUGUUAGAAUCAACAUUCAUGCAGUAAAAAGGUGAAUAAUUGAACGCGAAGCACCAACGUUCGCAUGAUGUCGAACUCGGCGGUUAGCGUCAAGUUCCGCUGGGGUCUCUCGGCCUCGGACCCUGAGGAACAACCCGCCCUCAUAGUGGGUCAAGUGGCCCACCUCAACGCUCUGACAUGGCAUGAUGUGAGGUGCAAGCUUGAACCACGAGUUACUGAAGAGGCCUGGAAACGCGGCCUCACCUGCGUGUCCGCAUCCCCCGGCGAGUGCGUGGAGCUGUGGCCCCGCGGCGCCAGCCUCGCGUCGUUGCCAGCUCGCCGCUCGCGACACGCCGCGCCGUCCCGCUCGCACGCGCUUGCUAAACUAGUGCGCUCCUGGCAUAGGACGCAGAGAGAGCAUGAAUACGUCGUGCUGAUCUGCCGCAAACGCGACGUAUACGCGAGCGCAAUGGCGAUCGCCCGCUGCUACCCGCAGUACAACGCGCGCUCCGGGCCCGCGCUGCUCGGCGCAGCCGCCGACACGCCGCAAGCUAGGACCGUCUACGUGGAGAUACAGCUCGCGAGCGACGACCAGAGAGAAGGCGAACUCGAAGACGAAGGCGUAGGGCCGCUAGAUCCCUCCCUGCUAGACAACACCCUGUCCACCGAAGAGCUGGCUGCCAUCCAGGCGGCUGCGGACUCUACCCGCCUCGCUGCCAAGAUCGCUGACACACCUUGCAACAUUAUGAAUGUGGAUAAAUUCAUAGAGGAGGCCUGCCGCGUGGCUAAAGAGCUGGACCUCCCUGAGCCCACCAUCAUCCGCGGCGAGGAGCUGAAGGCGCGAGGCAUGGGCGGGAUCUACGGCGUGGGCCGCGCCGCCAACUGCCCGCCAGCACUAGUAUCCCUGUCCUAUAAUGUGCCCGGGGUUGAGAAGAGUGUGGCCUGGGUGGGCAAAGGCAUCGUUUACGAUACUGGCGGCCUCAGCAUCAAGGCUAGGACCUCCAUGGUGGGUAUGAAGGGCGACUGCGCGGGCGCUGCGGCCGUGUUAGGAGCCUUCGCCGCCGCCGUGCAGGCCAGGCCGACUGUCAACCUGCACGCGGUACUGUGCCUGGCUGAGAACGCCGUCGGCCCUGACGCUACCAGGCCUGACGAUAUCCACCAGCUGUAUUCUGGCCGCACUGUGGAAAUCAAUAACACUGACGCCGAAGGUCGUCUGGUGCUGAGUGACGGGGUGGUGUACGCGCACCGGGACUUGAAGGCCGACACCAUAGUGGACGUGGCCACGCUCACCGGCGCACAGGGCACAGCGACGGGCAAGUACCACGCCGCGAUCGUGUCCAACAACGCCAGCAUGGAGCGGCGCUGCGCGGCGGCCGGGCUGCGCGCCGGGGACCUGGCGCACGCGCUGCCCUUCGCGCCCGAGCUGCACUUCACCGAGUUCAGCUCCUGCGUCGCCGACAUGAAGAAUAGUGUAGCAGACCGCAGCAACGCGCAGCCAUCUUGCGCGGGCUUGUUCAUCCUGGCGCACCUCGGGUUCGACUUCCCCGGCACGUGGCUGCACGUCGACAUGGCCGCGCCCGCACACUCCGGCGAGCGUGCGACCGGGUACGGCGUGGCGCUGCUCACCGUGCUGUUCGGGGCGCACACUCAGAACAAGCUGCUCAAGGCGCUCUGCCCUCCCGACGUCUGCUAACACACCUCACACAUACUCUAACACACCUCACACACACACUCUAACACACCUCACACACUCACACCUACAACAGGGGCCCGUUGCUUGAACGAUAUUACAUACUCGUAUUAGUCCACGAACAUCGGAUGAUGGUAGCAUGACGUAGGAGGAAACGUGGUCAUUCGAAGCAUGAUUUUAGGGGGAGGGGGCCAAAAAUCGUCAAGAAUAGAUGACGUAAUUUAUGGACAGCCCCUUUGUCCUAUAGUCGAGUAGAUGGCGUUAAUAUUAAUAUUUAACAAGUUAACACACAUCACUCAUAUCAGUGAAAGAAUAAGGAUCAAACUCAAAUGGCGUUCUUUUGUCGAAAGAUGGCAGUAAAUUUACAGUGGCUACAUAAUUUACAUUGACAAUCCGCCUCCAUGCACUGUAUUCUCUUUGCUAAUACCGUUCGAGAAAUGGGCCCAGUGGCCUAUUUUAUAAAGCU
This is a messenger RNA of Cydia fagiglandana, 2204 nucleotides long. RefSeq names its product probable aminopeptidase NPEPL1 (gene grsm). Gene Ontology annotation, biological process: proteolysis. The transcript is spliced from 12 exons. The coding region runs from base 134 to 1741 and encodes 535 amino acids. Lineage: Eukaryota; Metazoa; Arthropoda; Insecta; Lepidoptera; Tortricidae. The record is from RefSeq and is a predicted model, not a curated record. Gene Ontology annotation, cellular component: cytoplasm. Gene Ontology annotation, molecular function: manganese ion binding; metalloaminopeptidase activity.